AUGAAUAAAUGUGAAGAUUUCAUUACUGAACCUGACACAAACACUUUUUUCAUCUAUAAUGCAAUUGAUUACUCAAAUAAUGAAGGAUACUUUUUACGACUACAUACAGUUUGUUCAAAUGGUCGUAAAUUUUUAAUCAACAUUAUAAUUCAAGAUAUCUUUUUCGAUAUAAAAUUAAAUCAAGAAAAUUCUAUUUUAUCAUAUACAAAAGAAUUUAAACCUCAAAGUUAUGAAAUUAUUUACAAACAACUAUUUGAUUCUAUUGAAAAAUUUGAAUUUAUUCGAUUUUAUUUCAAAAAUCAUAAUGAACGUAAAAAA
Messenger RNA from Cetraspora pellucida, 318 nucleotides. Lineage: Eukaryota; Fungi; Glomeromycota; Glomeromycetes; Diversisporales; Gigasporaceae. The record is from the annotation of a GenBank genome assembly.